This is a messenger RNA of Culicoides brevitarsis, 1600 nucleotides long. RefSeq lists its product as uncharacterized. Lineage: Eukaryota; Metazoa; Arthropoda; Insecta; Diptera; Ceratopogonidae. Gene Ontology annotation, molecular function: acyltransferase activity, transferring groups other than amino-acyl groups. The transcript has 3 exons. The record is from RefSeq and is a predicted model, not a curated record. Bases 72 to 932 code for a protein of 286 amino acids.
UUUCCGAUCGCAACAACAACAACGCAUUUUGUCAUCUAAUCGGAAUUAAUUAUUGACUGAGAGAUAACAGCAUGCAUCGACGCGUCGCCGUACCGACUACGGCCUGGCCUAGAUUGCGAGAUUUGUUUUUAAUUGAGUGGCCGAAGCAUAUUGUGCCGUACUCCAUGCUGCAAAACUAUAUAAGUUGGAAUGAGAAGGAUCCGAGCUACGUGCGACAAAGUGUUGAAAUUUAUUGUCUGGAUGCGGAUUGGGAGGAUGGCACGUUUUAUCUAGUGAACGAUUCGUAUUUGUUUUUUCACACACUGGAUAGCGAUAAUGCUCGUUUGGAGUCGUUACUGUUGAUGUCGCUGGAUAACUCAAAGACGUAUCGAUGUCGAUGUGUGUAUGACAGGCACUUGGCGUUAUUGAAUCGAGUUGUUCAGCGACUUGGAAUGGAGAAAUCCUAUGAAAUGGCUUGUUAUUUGGUGCAUAUGCCACGUGAAAUUGCUCUCGAUUGGGAUCAUUUGGAUCCUCCUGAAGGAAUCAUUUUCAAACCUUUGACUCCAGAUCAUGCCAAAAUCAUCGCUCCUGUCUAUCCUUUAAGAGAUCAAACCUCACCCGGUAUGUUUGAACGAAUAAUUCGUUACAACACCUCAUUAGGAGCCUUUGACGAGGAAACUGGCAAUCUCGUAGCUUGGUGCAUGCAAUUCCAAUCUGGCGAAAUGACAGCUUUGCAAGUUGUCGACAAAAAAUGGCUCCGUUCGUACUUGGGAAGUGUUUUGACAGCUUGCGUUGGUCGCAAACUUGCCGAAUUAGGAUUCGAUUUGUGGGGCAUUGUCGCUUCAAAUAACGAUCCUCCACAAAAACUCAUUGCCAGAUUUCGCGAAACGGGCGUCAAUGUCAUCGGAAUGAUGCAUCACGUCGUGUUCGAGCCAAAAAGGAGUAAAUUGUGAACUCAUUAAAUGAGACAAAAGAUUUUUUUUAAUUUACUUACUUUUAUGGUGCGUCGUUAAAAAAAGUACAUAAACAGCGUUCCUCUUGGAUGAGUUUCUACUUUUUUUUUUAAAUUUUUAUGAUACGCUGAUGCUUCAUUUAAUUGCUGCGCCAUCGUUAAUAAACACGGGAGAGCGUUAAUUUCAGGUUAAAAGACGUCUGCUCGCACUGGAUUUAUGUAGAAUAUCAUGUCAAGUGAUUCAAUUAUUAUUAUUAUGAUGUUAAAGAAAACAUUAAUUUAGUGCGUUUUUUUUUCAUGCGCAUGAAUUUUUUCUUUCUUCAUUUCCGAGAAGCGAUUUGUGCCAGCAGACGAAGACGAAAGCUUUGGAAUCGAUAUAUUUCAUGCUAAAUUUGCCUCACUUUUCAAAGUCAAGCCUCAUGCAUUCAACAUACAUGGCAACAAGAGCGAAGGAAGCCCUACAAAACAAAUGUAAGCUAUGACUUUGUUGAUGCGGCUCGGUAUCGGCAUAUCGACAUAUAAUAUUACACUUUCUACAAUUUUUAUGGGUUUUUGUGCAAGCAUUAAAUAAAAUUAGUGAAAAAGGGUCUCGCCCCCCUUUGUACCUUAUGUAUAUUGAGAAAAACUGUAGUUUCGCAAAAAUAAAUUGUGAAAUAUUUUAAAUGAUAU